Molecule: messenger RNA, 3709 nt
Organism: Amphiprion ocellaris (clown anemonefish)
Lineage: Eukaryota; Metazoa; Chordata; Actinopteri; Pomacentridae
Gene: msl1b
Product: MSL complex subunit 1b
Exons: 9
Coding region: 218-1822 (534 amino acids)
Cellular component (GO): MSL complex
Source: RefSeq, a predicted model, not a curated record
GAUGGAACCUUCCAAAACACAAGAAAUGGCCAGCCAACAAAUUACGCAUGCGCAGUAGUAGGCGCUUUAAAACAAGUCUUGAGGAGGGAACAUGAAGGCACUUGCAGGUGGACUUGAAUUGUAGUCGAGGACAGCAGCUGCUAACUUCACAUGGGAAGUAGCUGUGGUUAAAUUGCUUCGCCGAGGCGUUGCAGGAUGAAAAGUGGCUGUGUUCGCCAUGACUCUGAGAUCCACGCUGUUUCCAUACACAGGGUUCAAGCAGCACGCUAACACUAUUGACUUUGACAAAACGCACAUCGGGUUGGCCACUGUGAGUCCUGUAAGCGUCAAGAGGGAGUCCUGUGACUUUGUUAUAGAUGUUCAAGGCGUGCAAGGGGGCGAGAUCCCAAGCAAAUCUAAGGACUUAGAGCAGAAUUACAUGACAAGCAAAGUUGCUCUCGCUGCUACAGUUGCAGAAGUAGUUCAAGGAGACAAUAAAACUGUGGGGAUAUUGUCCCCUGUCAGACCAAUGGGGGGUGAGGGAACCCCGGUGAAAGGUAAACCCCUCUCUGUUGACAAUAUGGAUAAUCCUCAGAUGGCUGUGAACAAUAACCCGAAGGAUGCUGGUGCUGAUGACAGUGCGAAGGGGGUUGUCCCUGGAGUCCUUGGCACAGCAUCCAUUGAACUCUCCUCUGAGGGCAAGUGGAGGAACAUCAGGAAGACCCCAGCCAAUCCACACACACAAGCCAAUUGCCUCCGGCAGAUUCUCCUCCUGCAACUGGACCUCAUUGAACAACAGCAACAACAGCUGCAGUCCAAGGACAAGGAGAUAGAUGAGCUCAAAGCAGAUAAGGAGACAUUGCUUGCACGUAUUGAGCGCAUGGAGCGUCGCCUCCAGCUCACAAGGAAAGAUCCUCCUCGUGACAAGCGCCUUUUCCAGCCCCUGGAACCAUGGACCCCUGACAAAGAGGACAUGUGGGACCUGGACAUAGAGGAGAGUCCACAGCCCAACACAGCCACUCCACUGCCCUUUAGUCGGGGUGGCAAAGGUCAAAAAAGGAAAUCCUGCUUUGGAGAUUCAAAAGUUCAAAAAUCUCGUGGCAAAAGUGCCAAACUUAGCCCCCAGAAAUCUGAAAUUCAGCCCAGCUCUCCCAAUCAAAGAGAGCUGCGCAGUAAAGAAACCCCAGAGAAGACUGUCCCUGUGCGAUCAGGGCCAGAGAAGGACAUUUUGCUCCCUUGCAAAGAGGAGCCUGAGCUGAGCUGUCAGAUGGAAGAUCUGCCCUUCAUGUCUACCACAGAGAUGUAUCUGUGUUGCUGGAACCAACCUCCUCUGUCCCCUCUGCGUGAGACUUCCCCUAAAAAGGAGGAAGAGGUGGCCAGUGAGUGGACUCCUCAUGUAGUACAUGAUAUGCUGAUUGUUUUUCCUUCUUGGAGGGAAAAUUUCAUAGAGCCCUUGGAUGAAGACCCUUCAUUUAACCCUCCUGAGCCGCUGGACGACGGUGUGUUUUUGAAACGUCACAUGAAGCUCGAGUUGGAUGAGAAGAGGAGAAAAAGGUGGGACAUCCAGCGAAUCAGAGAGCAGCGCAUGUUCCAGCGCUUGCAGCAGCGCAUGAACAGGAAGAAAGUCGUCCAGGAGACCGAGCCGGAGCUGUCGUCCUUCUAUCCCGACACCGAAGACGUUGAAACUAUCGUGAUCACUCCCUUCUUGCCUGUGGUUGCUUUUGGACGGCCGCUGCCCAAACUCACACAACAGAACUUCGAGCUGCCUUGGCUGGACGAUCGGAGCCGGUGCCGCAUCGAGGUCCCCAAGAAACACACGCCUCACCGGACCUGCCGGAAGUGAAACCUACGCGGCGUUAAACCAGCGGAGAGACGCUGCUCCAUGACCAGAUGCUCCGUUUGUCCUGUCUGGGGGCGGGGGAGGGAUAAAUCAUUAGUCGCUGUGUAUAGCUGCUGUCGCUUUCAGUCUGUGGGAGAGAAAACAACUCUCCAGCCUCCACGCGUCGCCACAGACCAGCUGAUCUCCUGCAGAAUACUGGCUUUGGGGGCUAUUUUUGGUGUCCCUGCACCUCUUCCAUGCUGCAAGAUUACAGUCCUCAUGUUAGCAGCUGCUGACGAUUACUCCAGAGUUAUAUGCAUGUUCUGUAACAUGUCUGAGAUUAAUAUUGUUGGAGCUGUGCCAUGCAAAAACACAAGUGGAGAUCCUGUCCCUUUUUAUGCAUAGUGGACAGAAGUGGGGACUCUAAUCUUGAGUGUUUAAGCUGCGUUUCCACCCAAAGUAACCUGAACUUUUAAUCUUUUUUUCAAUAAACUAAAGCGUUCCUUUACACUGCCAUCUAGAUUUAGCAAACUGGAAAAAGCGCCGGCUGUUUUUACAUAUCAUUUUUGUGCACGGCUGUACUGUAAGUUACUGUCGGUCAGUCUGUCGUAUGCUUUCCUCUGCAGCACCAUGAACAAUAUACAGCUACAGAUCUUUAAAAUAGGACAGCUGAAAAAGUUCUCAACCAGUCAUGAUCAAUUUCUGUGCUUUUGGAAACCAAGAAGGGAAAUUUGGAGUUCAACGUAGAUGGAAAAUGCAUCAAAUUGUCCUAUUUCCCAUUUUCCAUGGUGGAAACGCAGCUUUUUUGCCAUUUAGACUGAAACUAGAGCUUCAACUGUUCAUCACUGAGCAAUACAGCUUCAUCCUUGUGCUCUGGGUAGUUUUGCCACUCAUUCUCCCUGCCUAAGUGGAAAAAAAAAGUCCAAAUCCGACUGUAUCGUGCUGUGUAUUGCCUAUAUCGUUGUUCGCACACAACUUCAAUAAGAUUUUAUCAAUGUUCAGUGUGAUAUUGGGAGUUUUGAGCCAGCAUGAUUUCAUAUAUUCUAUAAAAAAAAAAAAAAAAAAACAAUUGCAGUUUUUGAGCCAAUCCAAUGAAAGGAGGGGAAAAAAAAUUAAGCAAACGGAUGGUUGUUCUUCAAGGCACGGAAAAUUUGACGGCUAGUAAAGUUGGCGUGAAACCCAGUGAUCUGUUCCCUGUUUUCUAUUAGUUACAUUUUUUUUAAUGUGUGAGUUGCAUGGACUCUAUUUAGCUGUUUGAAAAGACGAUGAUAGCAUGGCUUCACCCCAGAAUGGAGAAUAAUUUCUGCUCAUUGGACUACAAAAUAUUGAAAGCAUGAUUUUUUCGGCUGCUGCGUUCAGCCCGAACAGCCUCAUCUUAAUCCAAGAAUAACAGUUCUGAUCUUGAUUUCGGUGUUUCCAAUCUUAAUACGCUCACAUCCAGUAAAUAUAAAUCAAGUUAUGUGUAUGCAUUCGGUCUCUCGAGUUCAAAGGGAGCCGUUUUAGACGAUAAAUAAGCUUUCUAGCUGUAGUUAUAGCCACCAGUAUGCUCUUUAACACGCUGCCAGUUAAUCUCUCCGGGUUCUUCUCGGUCGCAGUCUGAUUUCUCUGCCGGUGUUUCUUCCUCUUCCUCGCUGCGUUUGCUCAAACUGUUCUACGUACGACGAUGCAACGGCUUCAGCUUCAACACUUCCAACUGCUACGUGAAGGCAGGUUUUUGGAAAGUUGAUUCUCCUUUUUUUUUUCCUGUACAUAGCUUUCAGAAACAAAUGUACAUAAAACAUGGCUGUUAUUUUUUUAUUAUUUAAUGUUGGAAGUGUUGAGUACAUUCAAUAUUGUUCUAUGAUUGUAUGUUGACAAAAUUGACAGUUUUGAAAGUUAAAUUUUUUUGGAAUAAAAUGAAUAUGUCUAUGA